This is a messenger RNA of Gastrolobium bilobum, 1010 nucleotides long. RefSeq names its product SKP1-like protein 1A. Gene Ontology annotation, cellular component: nucleus; cytoplasm. The coding region runs from base 71 to 562 and encodes 163 amino acids. Gene Ontology annotation, biological process: SCF-dependent proteasomal ubiquitin-dependent protein catabolic process. The record is from RefSeq and is a predicted model, not a curated record. Lineage: Eukaryota; Viridiplantae; Streptophyta; Magnoliopsida; Fabales; Fabaceae. Gene Ontology annotation, molecular function: cullin family protein binding. The transcript has 2 exons.
AUAAUUCGUGUCACUCACAUCACAAAAUUAGGGUUAGGGAUUUACCUUCUUUUCUUUGUGAAAUUCAAGCAUGGCGUCGACGAAGAAGAUCAGUCUGCAGAGUUCCGAUGGUGAGGUCUUCGAGGUGGACGAGGCGGUGGCGUUGGAAUCGCAGAUCAUCAAGCACAUGAUCGAAGGCGAUUGCGCCGAUAGCGGCAUCCCUCUUUCCAACGUUACCAGCAAGAUUCUCGCCAAGGUUAUCGAGUACUGCAAGAAGCGCGUUGAGGCCACGAGUUCCGACGAGAAGCCCUCCGAUGAAGAUCUCAAGGCCUGGGACGCUAAUUUCGUCAAGGUUGAUCAGGCCACGCUCUUCGAUCUCAUUCUGGCUGCAAACUACUUGAACAUCAAGAGCCUUUUGGACCUUACUUGCCUGACUAUAGCAGACAUGAUCAAGGGGAAGACACCAGAAGAAAUUCGCAAGACCUUCAGCAUUGAGAAUGACUUCACCACCGAGGAAGAGGAGGAAGUUUGUCGGGAAAACCAAUGGGAUUUGAAUGAUUCAAAGGCAAGAAAGACUUCAUAAUGGAAACAAAUAGGAGUGCAAAAAUUGAUUUUCAAACAUUAGGUAAACCACUUGGUAAAAGGGAUACAUUCAAGGGGGUCGUAGCACACAGACGGGUCGUAUGCAAGAUCACAAAGGCAUCAAAUCCAUCAGAAUUUCAUCAUCAGUACAAACAAGCACCAAAUGAAAUCUUCUAUUCACGUUCAGAAUAGAAAUGGAACUAAACAAAAAAGAAUAAGUUGCUCACAAAUUUGUGUUCUUGUUUCUCUAAAUGAACAACUGAAUCGUGUUCAAGCUUGUCCAUUUUUCGUGGUACCAUGUCUACUUUCAUACGUAAGUAUCAUAUUGAUAUAGUUGCUAUCUUGGAACCGCGUGUCAGUGGAGUCAAGGCUGCCCAGAUUAUUCGUAAACUAGGCUUUUUUAAUUUUAUUUUGGAAGAAGCUAAUGGUUUCUCAGGCGGUUUGUGGGU